GGAAAUCAACCACAGCAGCAUGCUGCUGUCCCCCGCGCAGCCUCUUUUGACCGCACGUCGAGCAUAAUCCAAACAAAUAUUCUUACUACUUUUUACAUUCGAAAGAAACUCACAAAAGGCAGUUCUUAGGCAGUUUAUAAGUACUUCUGCAGUUUGCCAAGUCACUGGGACCAUCGAAGAUGCCCCACCAAGAGCAGGUGCUGGCUCACGGGCACCUCUGCACCCCAGGUCCUCCAAAGAACCCCGGGUACAACAGCAACCCGGUGCCCGUCAUCAUUCAGACAGAGUCCCGCGAGGAAUGGGGCAAAAAAAUGGAUUUUCUUUUAUCAGUCAUCGGUUUUGCGGUAGAUCUCGGAAACGUUUGGAGAUUUCCAUAUAUUUGUUAUCAAAACGGCGGUGGUGCAUUUCUUAUUCCAUAUGUCCUGAUGGCUGUAUUCGGUGGAGUGCCACUUUUCUACAUGGAGUUAGCUCUGGGACAGUUCCACAGGACAGGUGCCAUAUCCAUAUGGAAACAUAUUUGCCCUAUUUUUAAAGGUAUUGGUUUUGCCAUCUGCAUCAUUGCACUGUAUGUGUCCUUCUACUAUAACACCAUCAUCGCCUGGGCCCUGUUCUACCUCUACUCCUCCUUCAGUAGCACUCUGCCCUGGACCAGCUGUGAUAAUGAAUGGAACACAGAGAACUGCACUAACUAUUUCGGAAAAGACAAUGUGACCUGGACUAACUAUUCACGUUCACCUGCCGAGGAGUUUUACACGAGGAAUGUCUUGGUAGUCCAUGAAUCAUCCGGGCUUGAGGAUGUGGGAUAUAUUCGCUGGCAGCUCACGCUUUGCCUCUUCCUCAUCUUCACCAUCGUCUACUUCAGCCUUUGGAAAGGAGUCAAGACUUCAGGAAAGGUAGUAUGGGUGACUGCCACCCUGCCGUACGCAGUGCUGUUGAUCCUUAUGAUCCGUGGUGCAACUUUGCCAGGAGCGUGGAAAGGAGUGGUGUUCUACCUCAAUCCCAAAUGGGAGAAACUGAAGGAGACCAGCGUAUGGGUUGAUGCAGCUGCACAGAUCUUCUUCUCUCUCGGUCCUGGUUUUGGCGUUCUGCUCGCCCUGUCCAGCUACAACCCCUUCAACAAUAACUGCUACAGAGACGCGAUUGUAACCAGUCUGGUCAACUGCCUGACAAGUUUUGUGUCAGGAUUUGUUAUUUUCACUGUCCUGGGAUAUAUGGCCGAACAGAGAAAUGUAAACGUUGAGGAUGUAGCCAGGGACAAAGGACCCAGUCUGCUCUUCAUCACAUAUCCUGAAGCCAUUGCAAAUAUGGUUGGGUCGACUUUCUUUUCCAUCAUCUUCUUUGUGAUGAUGAUUACUCUUGGACUGGACAGCACGUUUGGUGGGCUAGAGGCCAUAAUCACAGCUGUAAUGGAUGAGUACCCAGACACCCUGUCCCAUCGGAGAGAGCUGUUUGUUUUUGGACUGGUGGUUGUUUGCUUUCUGGGCUCUCUCGGCACCCUUACUACAGGUGGUGCAUAUGUGGUAAAGUUACUAGAAGAAUUUGGAGUUGGUUCUUCAAUUAUAGCUAUAGUCUUUCUGGAGGCCACAGCAGUAUCCUGGUUUUAUGGUAUUAACAGAUUCAGCAAUGAUAUCAAAUCAAUGUUGGGCUAUACUCCAGGACUCUUCUGGAGAGUGUGUUGGGUUGCCAUCAGCCCAGCUUUUCUUGCUUACAUCAUUAUCAGCUCACUGUUGAACCCUCAGACCCUCUCACUAUUCGACUACGAGUUCCCAGACUGGAGCAUCACGGUCGGUUACAUCAUCGGAGCGUCCUCUUUCAUAUGGAUCCCCGUCUACAUGGUGUACAAGCUUGUGUGGACCCCAGGCUCUCUUAAACAGCGUCUUGCUGUAUGUCUGCGACCGGAGAGAACACUGCCAGACAUCCACACAGACAGUAUGGGCCUAAGUCCUAUACUAUAGACCACUGAGAGGAAAACAACUGAUCACAACUCACACAAAAAUCCCCCCACAAAUAUUGGGUUACACAUGUCCACGGCCAACUAAGCAACUUUUGCAUAACUCUAGGGAUUUGUCCAGAAGAAAAUGAAAUAUUCAA
This is a messenger RNA of Carassius auratus (goldfish), 2091 nucleotides long. Its product is annotated as sodium-dependent serotonin transporter-like. The record is from RefSeq and is a predicted model, not a curated record. The transcript is spliced from 13 exons. Gene Ontology annotation, cellular component: neuron projection; plasma membrane; synapse. Gene Ontology annotation, biological process: amino acid transport; sodium ion transmembrane transport; serotonin uptake. Lineage: Eukaryota; Metazoa; Chordata; Actinopteri; Cypriniformes; Cyprinidae. Gene Ontology annotation, molecular function: serotonin binding; serotonin:sodium:chloride symporter activity. Bases 180 to 1955 code for a protein of 591 amino acids.